This is a messenger RNA of Dentiscutata heterogama, 1850 nucleotides long. The record is from the annotation of a GenBank genome assembly. Lineage: Eukaryota; Fungi; Glomeromycota; Glomeromycetes; Diversisporales; Gigasporaceae.
AUAUUGAUCAAGGUCAAAUUCAAUGGGACUCCAAAAGAUCUGGAAAAGUCAACAUUGAAAGUAUUGAGGAACUUCGAGUUGGUGAUGCAAUACGAGUUUAUAGGGAACAUUUCAAGCUUAAUGUGGAUAUUGAGUCUCGAUGGUUCAACAUCAUUUAUGUUGAUUUUGGGAAAUAUAAAGCCCUUCUUAAACAUGCCAAAGUUUAUCAAGACAUGUCACAACCAUUAAGUCAUUAUUUCAUCGAUUCUUCGCACAAUACGUAUCUUUUAGGACAUCAGCUGGCAGGUGAAUCCACAAUCGAAGGAUACAUACGCGUCUUACGGAAGGGAUGUCGUUGUGUUGAAAUUGAUUGCUGGGACGGACCUGAUGGUCCCGUAGUUUUCCAUGGACAACUAAAUCAAGUUAUUUCGGCAAUCCGUGCAUAUGCAUUUGAAGCUAGUCCUUAUCCACUAAUAUUAUCACUUGAGGUUCAUCGUAGUAUUGAGCGACAAAACCAAAUGUCUUCUAUUUUACUUAACACUCUGGGUGAAUAUCUUGUCACUAAAUUCCUAUCCGAAAACGAAACAGAAUUACAGAGUCCUGCAAGUUUGUUGUACAAAAUAAUAUUUAAUGGACUCGACUCGAUUACCGACGCUGAAUCUACUACCAAUACCGAGUCAGAUGUUGAAUUAUCUAAAGGCAUGUGUGGUUAUGUACUCAAGUCGGAGCGAUUACGCAAUCCUGAAAUUUCCUCAGAUAUAAAUACACAAUCACCGAUACAAACUUUGACAAUUGAAAUAAUUUCUGCACAACAACUUCCUAAACCAAAAGAUUCUCACAAAGGUGAAGUAAUUGAUCCAUAUAUUGAAGUAAAAUUGCUUAUCCCUGGGUUAUUAAUUGCUGUAUUUAUAGUAUUGUGCAUUGGAGUUCAUGACGAACUGCCGAGCGUUAAUGUAACUUAUAAAGUAGUUGAUAAUCUGCCCAUACCGGACAUAUUUUUCUCUUACAAUUAUAAUUUUACGAUUAACUGUGCUAUUUCCAAUUUCACAGGAACUUAUAAUUGCAACAACUAUAUAAAUAAAACUAUAUAUGAUACCUCCCAAUCUAAAUAUUCGGCUGCGUUUUCGGCAAAUUACUAUGUAUCUACUUAUACUGGAUGCACCCUUUCGAUAAAUAUCACAGAUCCUAGAUAUAAUAUUUCCAAUCAAAGUGAUUACAUGGAGAUGUAUGCAUACGAUAAAGAAUAUUAUUUAAAUCCAAUAAUUGCGGGUUCCCAAAUUCAAUUUGUUGAAUCACUUUUUCUGAAGAACAUGUAUUUUUUUGGGCAACCUAAAAAUGACAUAGCUCAUUAUGAAUGGAUAUUCGAUAGACGCAUUAGACACGCAUUGGUUCAAGAUAUUUUAAGUUUCUUUGGUAGACAAAGAUAUAUUACCAUACCUUAUCUUGAAUCGCAUAUGGCAACUGCUACGACUGCGAGUUCAGAUCUUCGGACUAACAAUAGUUAUUAUGCUGUAUUACGUUUUAUUAUGUCUCCUCCUUUUAUUGUAGUAGAAGAAACAGAGGAAAGGAGCAAAACCAUUUUGAAUAUACUAGGCGUUAUUGGUGGCAUUUGGAGUUGUGUUGUAGCUCUUUAUAUAUUUUUAUUUGGACCUGGUUUAAUCUCACCAUGGGGAUUUGUACAAAAAUCAAAAUUAUUCAAAGAUCAAUACGAAAAAAACAUUUUGCCAUUUGUUUGUGAACCCGAUACCACUGAAGGUUUUAAUGACUCAACGCAGAAACGACUUAAUAAUUUAGAAAAAAGGAUAGAGUUCUAUGACAAAUUCAUUAUCGACAAUUCUUUGUUGACCUUUAUUAAAAAAGAUGAAAAAUAG